AUGGCUCUAGGCAGGACGAGCGCGCCCAGUUGGCGCGAGAUGAAGGGGGCGGCCCGCAGGCCCACACAAGGGCUCAUGUGUCCUGUGUCUGGCCGAGGAGAGGAGGGGGGCAGCGGCCGACGACCUCCGACCCCCUUCCCAGCCCCACAGCUGGGCUGCGUCGUCGUGGGACCCCCUCUCUAUCCUGCUGUGCACAGAGUGAAGAGAGGUACUGCAGCAAUGGUGAAUCCUGUCUUUCAGAAGUCCAUCAAAGAUGUGGAUCUAUUGUAUAAGAUCUUAGAUGCAGGGCUUGAUUUUCCUGAAGAGCGUGUCUCUUUCCAUGUCCAUGAUGAGGAGCUGGCCUCCCUGCGACACACACACAUCCUAGAGGUCAUCUGUGAGGACUUCCUGCCCAAGAAGCUGACAGAAAUACGCCGCUUGACCUCUGCUCUCUCGCAGCAUGCUGGUGGCGCCACCCUGAGGCUGGAGGACUUUGAGCGCACUCUCCUGACGAUGGUCUACUCUGCCCACCACGUGGCACAAGCCUCCAGCCACCACCAGAGGGAGCUUUGGGCCGAGUCCUUUGUAGAGCUCUUCAAGGCUAUCAAAAGAGACCUGGCAGCGAAAUGACUACAGAUGAUGACCUGCGUUUAAUGCAAGGUCACUUGAAUGGGGCAUUGGACCCUCUUCAGUGUCAAAGAUCCAACUCAAGAUACCUUGUUUUAAGGUUUGAAUAUUGACAAACAUCCACAGAAUGUGUAGAUACAUCCAUAGAAAUUGGCCAUCUUUUUUUUUUUGUGUGUGUCAGACAAAUACAUUUUUAUGUGUAAGUGUGUAUGACAUAGUAGUUUCUAAAAUAAUGUUUAUCAUAAAGAAUUGUACAACCAGUGCACAAAGAAUCAGCUUUAAUCCAAAAGUCUGUAAAAGACAACACAUAGGCCACAAUAACUAUACAGAAUACGGUUAUACUUUACAUGAAGGUAUCUACAUAAGAGUGACACGACACUGU
Molecule: messenger RNA, 988 nt
Organism: Sardina pilchardus (European sardine)
Lineage: Eukaryota; Metazoa; Chordata; Actinopteri; Clupeiformes; Clupeidae
Product: protein FAM180A-like
Exons: 3
Coding region: 1-609 (202 amino acids)
Source: RefSeq, a predicted model, not a curated record